This is a messenger RNA of Drosophila subobscura, 2472 nucleotides long. It is a transcript of the gene Gk2, whose product is annotated as glycerol kinase. Bases 233 to 1963 code for a protein of 576 amino acids. Gene Ontology annotation, cellular component: mitochondrion. NCBI's taxonomy places the organism in Eukaryota, Metazoa, Arthropoda, Insecta, Diptera, Drosophilidae. The transcript has 3 exons. Gene Ontology annotation, molecular function: glycerol kinase activity. Gene Ontology annotation, biological process: glycerol metabolic process; glycerol-3-phosphate biosynthetic process; triglyceride metabolic process. The record is from RefSeq and is a predicted model, not a curated record.
ACGAACGGUUCGGUUGUGAUUCCAUUUUGUCGCGCGCAUAACGAACUUUUUACACCUCACACAAAUCGGCUACCGCUCUCUCUCACUCUCUCUCUCCGUCUUUCUUCCGCUGCUCUCUCUUUCACUUGCACCUUAUAAUUUAUAGUAUUUGAACAAGUGUUGAACGCUCUCUCCCGUAUCGGUGUUAUCUAGAGGAAGUACCGCCAAACAAUCGAAUAUCAAAUCCAGCAGCAUGACGGAGGGCAAGAACAUACCCAACUCCAGUGCGGAUGUACCGUUCCGCAGCAAGGAGCUGCGCAAGCAGUCGCUGAUCCAACACACGGGCCUGGUGGGCGUCAUUGAUGAGGGCACCAAGACCAUCGGCUUCUCCAUAUACACGACGCCCGAUUUCAAUGAAAUUGCCGCCCAUCGUGUGGAGCUGAGCGUGAUAAGUCCGCAGGAUGGCUGGUACGAGCAGGAUCCGCUGGAGAUCAUGGCCUCGAUCAACAAGUGUGCCGAGGAGGCCAUCAAGCAGCUGCCCGAGCAUGGCUUCACCUCCAGCGACAUUGUCUCCGUGGGUAUAACGAACCAGCGCGAGACGACCAUCGUCUGGGACGCUGUCACAGGCAAGCCGCUCUACAAUGCGAUUGUGUGGAAGGACAUACGCACCAGCAGCACUGUGGAAAAGAUUGUGGCCAAGGUGCAGGAUCCAAAUCAUUUCCGCAACAUCACUGGCCUGCCGAUCUCCACGUACUUUUCAGCCCUGAAGAUCCGCUGGCUGAAGGACAACGUGCCCGAGGUGCGGCAGGCCAUACGCGGACAGCGCUGCAAGGCGGGAACCGUCGACAGUUGGAUCGUGUGGAAUCUGACCAACGGUGCACUUCACAUCACGGACGUAACGAAUGCCUCGCGCACGCUGCUCAUGAACCUCGAAACCCAGAACUGGGACCCCGUGCUGCUCAAGACAUUCGCCAUCAAGGAGGAUAUGCUGCCCACCAUUCGCAGCUGCUCGGAGAUAUUUGGCAAGAUCACCUCGGAGCGAAGUGCACUGCGCGGCAUGACACUGAGCGGGAUUAUGGGCAACCAGCAGGCCUCGCUGCUGGGCCAAAUGUGCGUCAAACCGGGCCAGACCAAGAACACCUAUCGCUCCGGCUGCUUCUUGCUGUGCAACACGGGCGACAAGCCCGUUUUUUCACGCCACGGACUGCUAACGACUGUCGCCUAUAAGUUGGGACCGCAGGCGCCCACGAUUUACGCCAUCGAAGGAGCCGUAUCGGUGGCAGGACAUGCCCUGUCCUGGUUGCAAAACAAAAUGCGAAUUCUGCCCGACUCACGCGAUGCAGAGAAGUACGCCGAGAUGGUGCCCACAUCGGGGGAUGUCUACUUUGUGCCCGCCUUCACCGGACUGUAUGCUCCUUACUGGCGUCAGAAUGCGCGUGGCAUCAUCAUCGGCCUCACGCAAUUCACGCGGAAGAACCACAUUGUGAGGGCGGCACUGGAGAGCAUUUGCUUCCAGACACGCGACAUCCUGGAGUGCAUGCAUCAGGAGUGCGGCUAUGAGAUCAACAAGCUGCAUGCCGAUGGCAAGCUUACGACGAACAACCUGCUGAUGCAGCUCCAGGCAGACACCAUCGGCAUGCCUGUGUUCCGCUCUCAGCUGAUGGACUCGACGGCUUUCGGGGCGGCUAUGUGUGCCGCCCAAGCGGAGGGCAUCGAUCUGUGCAAGUUUGAGCCGGAGAAGCGCUACUACGAGAACGUACACUACGACACGUUCCUGGCCACAACCACGGAUGUGGAGCGAAAGGAGCGCUACGGCAAGUGGAAGCGGGCCGUCGAACGCAGCCUGGGCUGGGUCAUCAAGCAGAAGAAGACGCGCGAGCAUACCGAGGAGAACUACCGCAUGCUGUCGUCGCUGCCAGCGAGUAUAUUCCUCAUCAGCAGCUUUGCCAUGCUGGUGCACUCCUUUGCAGCGACAGCCCAGUAAUACUGCCAAUGGGCCUUCUACAUGGACUUGUGUGCUGCCAAUACUAUCGUACCCACUCCAUGACAUUUCGAUCGGUUCUCGGUUGUGAUUAUAAUUAAUUCUUCCCUUGACACACUGCACUGCCCUGCAAUGUUUGUACAUAGAUAGCUCUUCAGGAAAUCCCCUCUAAAGAGUCUAAAGAGAAAGAUGGUUAAUUGUGCUUUAAACUCUGUAAAUAGUUACGAUAGCCUACGACCCCUAAUCUUAGGCAGAAAGUCAUUUGCUCUAACCUAUUUUAAGUGUAUUGUAUACUUUACCCUAUCUUUGUUUUAUCGUCCCCCUCCCCAGGUGCGUGUCCGUUCUCUUUAACAACGAAAUUGUAUAUAGCCAAAGGGCACAAGCGAUGACUCUUAAAAUAAGUAGGUGGUACCCCGCCCCAUAUUUGUACGUGUACGUCUAUAUGUAUAGUAUGUAUAGUGAUUACGUCCCCUAACUAAUAAACAUUGCUCUUCAUUGCGAUUUACCAAGAA